GUAACCUCACAUGUGCAAAUGUCCUCUACUUACAAUAAAAAAGCUCAAUGUGUCCAUUUCUCAAGGAACAUAUUAUAACAUAUUCCAUCCAGACAAAAUCUUAGAAGACCUUCAGAAGCACACAGGAAACUGUGAGUCCCUUUGUUUACGAAAUGAUACACAACUGGGUCAUUCUGUCUGUCUACAUCUUCACGUUUUUGAUCGGCCUUCCAGCCAAUAUUCUGGCCAUGUGCACCUUCGUUAAGAAGCUUGGCAACAAACCAGGUCUGAAUGACAUCCUACUCUUCAACCUAACGGCUUCAGAUCUGGUCUUCCUGCUUUUUCUUCCCUUCAAGAUGUAUGAAGCGGCAUCUUAUAUGAAGUGGAACUUACCGCAAACCUUGUGUUCCAUUGCCUCCUUCGUCUUUUUUACCACGAUUUACACCAGCUCUCUGUUACUCAUGGCUAUCGCCGUGGAUCGAUAUUUAGCAGUCAAGUUUCCUUUCAAAUACAGACAGUUGCGAAGGCCAUUGUAUGCUGUGGUGAUCAGUGUCUUUAUCUGGCUAUUUUGUGGUGCACACUGCAGCAUCGUAUUCAUCAUAGUCUUCAUGCCUGAUCUGAACAACACCAAAACCGUCUGCUAUGAGGAAUUCAGCGAGGAACAGAAACGGAUUUUGUUGCCAGUGCGGCUUGAAUUUUUUGUCGUGCUCUAUGUGGUGCCGCUCUUAGUUUGCAUCUUUUGUUAUGUGAACUGUGUCUACAUCCUGUAUACCAGGCCUCACAUCACUAAAAAGAAAAAGCAAAGGGCCUCCGGCAUGGCAUUGUGCACUUUGUGUAUCUUUCUAAUGUGUUUUCUACCGUACAACGCCUCCCAUAUGGUGGGUUACUGUAGCAACAACAGCCCGCCUUGGAGAUACUAUACGCUUUUGUUGAGCACUCUAAACACCUGUUUGGAUCCAUUAAUUUUCUAUUUCUCUUCGUCAACUUUCCGGGAUAAUGCCAAGAUUUCUUUCUUGAAGAAGUUCUUUGUUAGACACAAGAAAGCUGAAAUUGUGCAAACAGAGAUGAAAUCUGAAAGUCCAAGAGAUGACACAAAAUUAAACAGAUAAGAUGAUUUUUGGAGUGGGAAGCUCCAUUUCCUAACAAUUUCCAUGUAAAUAUUGCACUGUAGGUACUGUAAAUAGCAUGCAAUUAUUAUGCCAUUAUUAAGGUGAUGUGACUCCAAAAUUCAAGCCUGAUCUCAUUUAAAUGAUGUAAAUAUUGCAAAAUUUUUCAUUACACGUCUCGUGGCAGUUCCAAGUUGAAAUGUCCACUAUCUGGCGCUAAAAGGGAGUUAAAAGUUCUUCCAAACAGAUUACGUUUUUAAGGUUAUUGCUCAAUCAAGUUUUAAAUCAACCAAACCAACCUCCCCUAAACCUUAAUCUCGAGCGACUCAGUUCAGUUCAGGAGAAUCUGGGCUGUCAAUAAAGGGUUAAACUUUCAAUGCACAGAAUCAUGUGACAAAACAACAUAGCGCCGAUCACAGCAGAGUUUGUCUUUGGGAGAAACGCCAACAAAACUACAUCUGGUAAGAAAUCUCAUUACGGUUUUACAUUGAAACCUGUUUGAGUCAAAGCGUUAGAUUCUCUAGUUCCAUCCGAAAUGCCACACUGCUAAACACAAUGUACACUAAUAUGUACUUUAGCGUAUUUUUCCCUUAGUAGUCCAAUAUUUACUGUGCAUUAUCAUAUUGAGAAUUAAUGGAUCCAUCCAAAAGCUGAAAACAUUUUGCUUUCAGAGGCUUUAUGGAGAUAGGAUAAAAAAAGGUGCUUUUCUAACUGUUCUGAGACCAGUGCUGAUCUCCUGGAAUUUUCAUGCGCAACAGUCUAAAGUGUAUAGAGAC
Molecule: messenger RNA, 1861 nt
Organism: Xyrauchen texanus (razorback sucker)
Lineage: Eukaryota; Metazoa; Chordata; Actinopteri; Cypriniformes; Catostomidae
Product: free fatty acid receptor 3
Exons: 2
Coding region: 153-1088 (311 amino acids)
Biological process (GO): G protein-coupled receptor signaling pathway; cellular response to fatty acid
Cellular component (GO): plasma membrane
Molecular function (GO): G protein-coupled receptor activity
Source: RefSeq, a predicted model, not a curated record